AUUUGGGAGCUCGAGACAAGGCCCACUUGUGUUUGUUCGUCAAAGUCAGUUGAAGUAUUUAUUUUACGUGUUGAAUGAAGUGUUGAUAAUUAAUAAUCGUGUAAAGUUAAUUUGACGGUUCUCGACGGACUCACAUUUUUUGGCCUACAAUAUUUUCAUGGAGGGCAAUAAUGCAGCAUUGAAAAGCCAGUUCAGAGGAAAUUCAUGUGGACCAAGAAUGGCAUUUGAACGGUUCCAAAAUGGCUCAGACUCUUACUUCUCUCAACAGAAGAAUCAGGCCGGUCAUGUAGAUAUUGGGCGGCUGCCUCAGACCUACCCGUUACCCGAACUCCCUGUGCCUGAUGAUGUCAACCUCUACACUCAUUGGGCUGCACCAGAUGACUUCCAUAAAUUCAUAGACUGUGCUCAAACCAAUCCCAAAAAUAUGUUUGACAGGGCUCAGAUGGAAAACAACCAGUGUGGAAGUGAAGCUGAUCUCUAUGGCUUGGUGUCCAAUAUCUUGGAAGAUGCUGACCAUUUGGAUACUGCUUUUGGUGAAGAACCCCAAGGCAGUGUGAGGUGUGUGUGGUCACCCAACACCCUGAGGCAGAACAGCCUGCAGCAGUUCUUCAACCCGGAGCUGAAGAUGCAGUUGAACAACCCCAGCUUCCAACCAGGCCCAGGCUACUCCGAGCCCCAGCUCAAGGCCCUUCGGCAACUUACUGCCAAGGACCAGCAACUUAGAGCCGACCCCCUCCAACACCUCGCCGACUUUGAGAGUGACCCCCACUGGCUCCUCUCUCCCUGCAACGGAGAUGCCCAGGCCUACCCCAUGCCGGAGCCAGAGCUCCCCAGACCCCCGGGCCUGGAGCUCCCCCCUGGAGCAGGCUCAUAUUUGUCCAAAGCCCGAGCUCACAAGGCUCCAGAUUUCUGCGGCGCCAUGAAAGACGAGAGCCUCUGUGGGGUGGCAGGAGCCCUGGAUCCUGGCUGCGCGCUACAGGCAGGCAGGCCCAGCGACUCGUACUUCAGCGACUAUUCUGAUGACUUCAGCAUGGGCAGAGGAGGAACCAGGCCCAAGAUGCAGAAGCCCCUCUCCAUGCAGGAGAUGAGCCGUCUGGCGGCCAACAUGCAGGCCAUGCUGAUGGGGGAGCAGGAGAGCGUCUACUCCCGAGAUGCGCCACCCAGUAGACCACUGAACAACAACAACAACAGGCACUACGACGAGAACCCAGCCGAGAAAAAUGGUCUCCUGUACCCCCGCAUCCCUCCCAAUCUGCAGUACAAGAGAGAUGUGCAAAGGGACUUUGAGGAGCAGCGUGGGGGCGAUCUGGGGAAGCGGCAGUCUCCAUCCUGUGACUUCUACCCUAAGGACUUCACAGGGCCUGGCCAGCAGCAGUAUGACUUCUUCCAGACCUUGCCCUCGCCCCAGCCAAUCAAAACCAGUGCCAAUGAGUCGAGCUUCAACCAGUACGCCUCGCUGUACACACAAUCAAACCAGUACCAUGGCCAAGCCAAGCCACCGGUAUCCAGAGCUGAUGUUAACUUGGGCACAGGUGCGUUUGGUGGUAUGUCCAGGUUCCCAGCCCCCUCCACCUCUGAUCUCCGCUCUCUCCUGUCCUCUCAGCAGCUGCAGAGGGGCUCCGGCCAGGGUGGCCUGAGCGAUUACAGCCAGGGGGAUGUGGGUCGCCCUGGGCAGGGUCUUGGCUGCGGCAGCCUGGAUGGCCUCAGGAGAGGCCUGGGCAACGGUGCUGCUGGAGACGGACCCAGUAUGGAUCCCCGCUGCGGCGAGAAAACCCGGCUACACAGCUCUGCCCCGCCUGCUGACAACAACUGCCCCCCUCUAUACUUCAUGGACGGCAAGACCAAGCCCCAAGACAGGAAGCAAGGCCUGCUGCAGAAUCCCUACUUGGAGCUACUGGGCAGCCUGUACGGGCCCCAAGCUGUGCAGCAGGGCAACUUAGCCAAGCCUCCGCCUCAGGCCCAGCCUCCACCUUUCCUGCCCCUGAUGUACCCAGGCGUGGGUGGUGCCAGGCAAAAUGCCUGCAACUCCAUCCCACCACCGCCUCGCUCUGCCCACCCUUACAACUCCCUCAUGGACUUUGGUGACGUCUCGCUGGAGGGAGACGCCUCAAGCUUUAACCCCUACUUGCAGGAGGCCAUGGGACUGGCCGGGGCAGCAGGAGAUGGGGGUCUCCCGGCGUACCUCUCAGCCCUCAGGGGCAACAGGAUGGGCAGGAGCCGCGGAGCAGCCACCACCCAGCUUCACCAGCACCUGGAGGAGUGCUACGAGCAGUGGCGGCUGCUGGAGAAGGAGAGGAAGAAGUCGGAGGUAGUUUUAACCAAGACAUACCCUGGGAAGCGUAUCACCGUGGGAAGCAGCACCCCACUGCCCAAGGUUCCUCACAACCCCUCCAGAGUGGAUCGCCUCAUCGUAGACCAGCUUAGGGAACAGUCCAAGGUGGUGAGUCUGCUGGGCCGCAUGGAGCAGCUGAGGAGCGUCCCACUGCACGCCAACAUCAACACAUCGCUGGAUCGGCACCUGGAGGCUAUCUAUAAUACCCAGACCCGCCGCAGAGAGGAGCUGAUGUGCGGUAAUGGAAGCGGCAACAGCACUAACGCUCGCCAAAGGUCUGAAACUGGCCUCCUCGGAGAGGACAGAGACGUCCUCCUGCUGGCGGUGGCCCUGAGGGACCUGACGGGCACCACUAGGAGGUCACGCACGGCUCUGUGGUGCGCCCUGCAGAUGACCUUACCCAGGAGCGUCCCCGCCCACGCCGGCCUGGAGCCCGCCGAGCCAGACCGCUACCCUGCCGCCGCUGCGGACACUGUCCUCUUGGAGAGGAUUACCGCUGUGUUUUAGACGCAGUGCCGUAUGCCAGCACUGCCGGAGACUAGAUCUCUGUCUCUCACAGGAGGGAGGGCAGUGAGCCACUUAGCUCAACCUUUUUUCACAGCAAAUAUUGUUUAACUGUUUGAACGAUAUCUUAACUUUUUAUAUUGAAUUUCAGGUUUUUGGUCACUGUUCAGUGACAUUUAUUUAAAAAAAACUUUAAAAGAUUUUAUUAUGCUGGUUGCAAAGUCCCCUAAAACCCUGUGAGAUGUUUUAGAAGCCCAAAGAGUAGUGGAUGACGAGAAGUGAGUGUGUGUUUGUGAGGGAGUGCGUGAACAGUAGAUGGACUUGAGAGAGAAAGGAGGACUUUGGGCUUUUGGGUGGUUGUGAUGAAGAUCACUGGAGUCAUAUUGCCAUCAGGGGCAGUAGCUCACCACCAGUAAAGGACUGGAAUGGAGUGAACUCGUAAUGAAGGGUUACCACAUGAGAAAAGGGUUAUUUGGUAAGUAGGGCAUGAGCUACAUGAGCCUUUCAAAGUUUCUGUUUAAUUAUUAUUUUACCUUCAAGCACACAAUUAAUGUUCCAUACGUCAUUGGGUGCCUUACAUACUCUACAUUUGACCAAAAGAGAGAGUGAGAAAUAGAGGGGGAAAAACAUCAAGGUGAAGUAUUACCCUAAUUUAAGCCUCUAUUUAUGUAUAAUUAAUGUUGUAAUUUCUGUGUUUUACAGAAACAUAUUUAUUGAGAUGCCCUUUGGCUCUCAGUUUUAAUUAUUCUUUGUGUUUAUUUUUCUGUAGCAGUGAUAAUAGUGAUUUCUGAAAACCUAAUCAAAUAAGGGACCUUGGGUUGAUUACCUUUCUAAAAAAAAUCCAUGCAUGUAUUUAUUCUGGCAUCACAUCAGUAAGUGAACCGGCGUACCCACGAUGUAUUCAUAUUCAUGAUAUCCACAAAAUCUGACUGUAAUGUUUGUACUCCUUGCUGUUAAAAAUCAUCUCUUUUCUCCUGGAUAGGUCACUGAAAGACCUGUGAUAGGGAGAGUAAUUACCAAAUGAAGUGAUCAAUUAAGCAACCAAUCCACCAUAUGAAGUUAUACUUUUUAUGUUCAAACACCAGUGUGUUUUAAUCACAUUUGAUUUAAUUCUGUUGGAUGUUGAUGUAUUUCCAAGUUUAGUUACUCAAAUAAACAAACACAAAACCCAUAA
This is a messenger RNA of Engraulis encrasicolus (European anchovy), 4010 nucleotides long. RefSeq names its product minamoto (gene meioc). Lineage: Eukaryota; Metazoa; Chordata; Actinopteri; Clupeiformes; Engraulidae. The record is from RefSeq and is a predicted model, not a curated record. Gene Ontology annotation, cellular component: nucleus; cytoplasm. The coding region runs from base 158 to 2839 and encodes 893 amino acids. Gene Ontology annotation, biological process: male meiosis I; female meiosis I; meiotic cell cycle. The transcript is spliced from 8 exons.